Molecule: messenger RNA, 1297 nt
Organism: Syngnathus acus (greater pipefish)
Lineage: Eukaryota; Metazoa; Chordata; Actinopteri; Syngnathiformes; Syngnathidae
Gene: nfam1
Exons: 6
Coding region: 92-865 (257 amino acids)
Biological process (GO): regulation of B cell differentiation; positive regulation of cytokine production; B cell receptor signaling pathway
Cellular component (GO): membrane raft
Molecular function (GO): transmembrane signaling receptor activity
Source: RefSeq, a predicted model, not a curated record
AAGUGCAUGUCCCAGAAACAGGAAGUCCCAGUAGUUAGUUAACAUAAGAUAACUGAGAGCCACCAGCAAAGCGUGAAUAUCUUUUAUAAACAUGGCAUUACGACUUCUUUUUCCUAUGCUGAUUUGGAUUCUCAAAAUGCGCUUUACUUCAUGCGCUGGGGUUAAAGUUCCGAGAUUGUUUUUUCACGACACCGUCUUUGUGGCAAUCACGGGUGAAGAUCUCCACGUUCAUUAUCAGCUGACCAUCCCGGUCAACCAAAGCAAAGGCUUUUUGACGUGCUUUGACCCCUACAACCAGGUGAUUUUUAAAGACGAAUUUUCUGCAACUCGAGGCCAUGCUUUGAUCACCAACGCCGUGGUGCAUCUGGAAAUGCUCCUGACAUCAGGAGAAUAUCAUUGCCAGUAUAAGGUGGCCAAAGCGUACUUUUUUCUUCGAUUGAGAGAUCACGGCUACACGGAUCUCGAUAUGGUGGACUACACAAACUUCAUAGUGUUGGCCUCCUUCUGCGGUGUGUUGCUGGUUUUUAGUGUGUUCAGCUCUGUGUAUGUCUUCAGAGGAUCUUGGACAAAACAAAUUCCCGAAUGUGGCAAUCCAAGCAACAAUCGAAAGCAGAACAAUGAGCGAACGCAAGCAGAAGAGCCUAAGGAUGACAGCAUGGGUGGAAUAGCUUCUUCCACAGCUCUCUAUGCCAGUCUUGAGCCGCGACCUCGCUCCAUUUAUGAUGUGCUUGACCGCUCAGCUGUCAACACAGAGUCACAGCAGAAGAAGCCUCCUCCCAACCCAAAAACCAGCCAGAAACCGGGGGAACAAAGCGCACAAGCACAAGAGGAAGGCGUAUUUGAGUCUGUCUAUGAGAAUUUCUGAAUCCUAAAGAAUCCUGAGUCAACCCUGGCUGACAUUGGAACCCAUAAAGAAAUAAAUGAUAUACUGUAUAUACUGGAAAGACACAGAAUGUAUAUUUAUUUUUGAAUGACGAUUAAAAGUAUCUAAAUCAUCAUGUAAAAAUACACUGAUAUGCCAGAGCCUUUAUAUGCAGGCAAAUUUGCAAUAUAAAUCUGUGUCUAAGCAAUGUCUAUCAUUAUAAUCCGAUGUUAAAAAUCCAUAAAUGUUUUCCAUGAACUCUAGAGCUAGAAAGCACUUAAACAUAUUCAGCAACAUUAUUCAGCAUUUUUUCUGUAAAUUAAUUGUUUCUGUCUAUUAACUUAACUAACUAAUUAAGUUCGCCAUGUUGGGGAUCUAAGUGUAGUUUUGUUUGAAUGUCUGUCUGAAUAAACAGAUUUAAUAACCAACAACAAA